AUUAUAAAUAAAUUCUAUGCAAGUUCAAAAUUUUUGUCAAAUAUGUUACGAAAAUACUCAAAUGUCCCUUUUGGAAUGCAAUUGUAAAGUUUGCCUGAAUUGCAUUAAACAUUAUACCAAAGUAAUUAUGUUUAAAUUAUAAAUUAGAUUAAAAUAGAAGAAUAUUGGACAUCUGAUGGUACCCAUAUAAAUAUUGAUUGUCCAGGUGGAUGUAAGUAAACACUAUAUUUUGAUUCAAUCUAAUAAUUAGCUAUCUAAAAUUAUUUCAUUUAAGAUAUUCAUGACUAAUUAUUUAAAAGCUAUUGUAAAAAAUCUCUAGAUGUCUAAUAAUGUCCAAAUAAAAACUGUGAAUUCUAUUAUUUAAAACCUUGUAAAGUCAAUUGUGUUGAUAUUUGUUAAAUAUGUUAAACCAGAUUAGAAAACUAUGAACAAAUUUCAUAUAAAACUUUACUUAAUGAAAUAACUGAAUUUAUUUCUACCUAUUAAUGUCCUAGAUGUGAAGUUAAAAUUACUAAAAAUGGUGGUUGUUCACAUAUGACAUGUUAAGUUUGUAAAUUUGAAUUUUGUUGGGAUUGCAAAUAAAAUUGCAAAGACCAUGAUUGGAGUAUUUGUAUAUAUAAAAAUAUAUUUACACUAAUCAUCAAAUACCAACUUCUUUAUACUUUAUUGAUCUCUAUUGGUCUCGACAUCUACUUAUUAUAAAUUUUAGGAUACAUAUUUUCCAUAACUUACUUGUAUUGUAUUUUAAAUAUAUUAUAGAUUCAUACUAAAUAAUUUAAUUUUAUUACUAACUGGAUUGGUGAUAGUUUAAUUAAAAAAACUAAAUGAGAAGUAUGAGAAAAUUACACACCACAGAGCCUUAUUUGCUUUGGUCACUCUGACUAUACUUUUAUUCAUUUCCUACUAUAUUAUCGAAUAAUCUCUAAUAGAUUUCAUUUAUUAUAUCAUAAAAGAAACCAUUUAUGCAAUCCUAAUUACUAUUAUUACUACUAUUUUGAAUUAAUUUUAUAAAUAGAAAAUAAAAAUGAAUUGA
Paramecium sonneborni is the source of this 1033-nucleotide messenger RNA. Lineage: Eukaryota; Ciliophora; Oligohymenophorea; Peniculida; Parameciidae. The record is from the annotation of a GenBank genome assembly.